Messenger RNA from Aspergillus mulundensis, 1278 nucleotides. Its product is annotated as DUF2855 family protein. Lineage: Eukaryota; Fungi; Ascomycota; Eurotiomycetes; Eurotiales; Aspergillaceae. The record is from RefSeq and is a predicted model, not a curated record. The coding region runs from base 1 to 1278 and encodes 425 amino acids. The transcript has 2 exons.
AUGUCAAUCCACCUCAUCUCGAAGGCGAACAUCGCCGAACACCUGACAAUCGACGUCCCCCCUUCAGACUCCCCCCUAAAACCCUCCUCCGUCCGCAUCCGCUCCUCCCUCCUGAGUCUCACAUCCAACAACCUCUCCUACGCCCUCCUAGGCACAUACAUGCACUGGUGGGACACCUGCCCCGUCCCAUUAACUCUCCCACCCCCCUACAAUAACCCCUCGGACUACGGCAUCGUGCCAGCAUGGGGCCUCGCGACCGUCCUCGACAGCACGAUUCCCUCCCUAACCCCCGGCACAAUCCUCUGGGGCUUCUGGCCAACAGGAUCCCACGCCUUUGAUCUAACACUAACACCCGCCGAACUCCCGGGCCACUACAAAGAGGUCUCGGCGCACCGAAAAGAUGUCCUCCCGCUCUACAACCGCUACCGCGUCUUCGACACCCAGGGAAACGACCUGAGCACCUUUGGCUGGGACGCAGCCGUAGGCACGAUUUUCGUUGCUGGAUACCUGUUGGCCGAGUACAUGUUCACCCCAGACCCAGCGUCUCACCCGGCAAUCCACCCAAGCGAGCCCGGAGCGCUGGAAUGGAAAGCUUCCGACGCAGACCUGUCGAAAAGCAUCUUCGUGAGCCUGGGCGCAUCCACGAAAACCGCGCGCUCGACGGCGUUUAAUUUCUUUGCGAGAUCGCCGGGGACGGAACCGCUCGGACUGCUGCAGUUCACGUCGUCGGUGGAUGCACUCUCUGAAGCGGCGGCGAAGGGCAGUCCCAAUUUCGCGGUUGGGACGUUGCCGUACUCGGAUGUUGAGCUGGCGGGGAAGUGGAUUGCGGGGCUUGAGCUUGAGACGAAGAUCGAAAGAGUUGUUGUCGCGGACUUUGGGAGCCGCGAUGGGGUUUUGGUGGGUGUUGUUGAGGAUAUUAGGGGCAAUGAGAGGCUAAAGGGGGUGGAGGUUGUUGUUCUUGCGGUUGGGGGGCAGCAGAAGGUCUACUCCUUCGACGAGAUCAUGGCCGAACAGGCGAUGCUCGCAUCCCUGAACAGAGUGCAGAUGAAUACGUCGCCCGCGUACGAAGAGGCGAUUAAGCUUGUUGGCGCAGAAGAAUUCUACCGCGGCGUCCAGGAGAGGUGGAAUAGCUGGCUGGAGAAUCGGGAGGCUGCUGCACCGGAUCUCCGUCUUGUUUGGGGCGGCGGUGUUGCUGGGGAGGAGGGGAUUGAGGGGUGCUGGGGGAAACUGUGCGGGAGUAAGGUUCGGCCUGAGGAGGCCCAUGUAUUUCGGAUCUAG